AUGGAUCAAGCCCAUCUUCAACAAGGCCAAGGCCUUUCGGCAGCCCAGAGCUACCAUACGAUGAAUCCUGCACCCCCAAUUGAUCAGGAGGCAGAAGAGGAGCCGGCAGAAGCCCCCAAUACUCCCGAGACACCAGACGAGUAUCCCGACGGCGGCAAGGCGGCCUGGAUUUGCGUCUUCGGCUCCUUCUGUUCGCUUUUUGCGGCCCUGUCUAUGAUGAACUCGGUGGGAGUAUACCGCGACUAUCUUUCAGAGAACCAGCUCAAGUCCAGCAGCCCGGGGCGUAUCGGGUGGAUCUUCGGAUUCUACAACUUCUUCAGCUUCUUCGCUGGUCUCCCGCUCGGCCCGGUCUUUGACGCCUACGGGCCCCGGCACCUAUCGUUGUGCGGCGGGGUGUUAUUGGUCACGACGUACAUCGCACUGGCCAACUGCUCAGAAUACUGGCACUUCUUUCUCACCUUUGGUGGCCUGGGAACACUGGUUUCUUCGGCGCCGGGGUCUAGCGACCGGGAUGGCCAUCUCUGGCGGCAGCGUCGGCGGCAUCGUCUCUCAAUCAUCAUCAGCACCCUAGUACCCAGGAUUGGGUUCGCCUGGACCAUGAGGGCGAUGGCCUUGAUGAUGGUUCCGUUUGUUGUCGUUGGAACCCUUCUCAUGCGUCGCCGACUUAUCUCGCGCGGGCCUUCGCGGUUGGCGUUCAUUCCAGAUCUACGCAUCCUGCUAAAGCCACGGCUCUCCAUUAUGGCACUGGGUGCUCUGUUUAUCGAGCUAGGUCUGUUUAUACCCCUUACUUACGUAGCCUCUUACGCAGUAUCCCGGGGCAUGUCUAGUCACGUAGCGUAUCGAAUGAUCACUCUCCUUAACGUCGGGUCUCUACUUGGUCGCUGGCUGCCGGGGUGGUUGGGCGAUAAGAUUGGAAGAUUCAACGCCCAAAUAAUUGCGCUCGCGCUGUGUUUAGUAUCGGUGUUAGGGAUUUGGUUGCCCGCCGGUCCCACGGUGGCCGGCCUGACCGCAUUUGUGCUCCUCUUCGGACUUGGCAGUGGAAGUGGUAUCAGCCUUGUGCCAGUCUGCAUAGGGCAGCUCUGUGCUACAGAAGAUUACGGCAAAACUUUUACCGCGAUUUACAGUAUCGGGAGCUUUGGCAAACUUCACGUGCUCAUUGUCGGGGCCGGCUUCGGCGGCCUCACUGCGGCUAUUGAGUGUCGUCUUCGUGGCAUGGAUGUGACGGUGAUCGAGACUUACCCAACGAGUCUGGAGUACGGAGACAUCAUCGACUUCUUCCCUAAUGGUGGCCGCAUCAUCGAGGCUUGGGACAAUGGCCGUGUCGGACGCGACCUGAUGAAAGUGUGCAUCAACCAAGGCGACAAGUUCCAGUAUUGCAAGGCCGAUGGUACGGUCAUGUGGGAGGAGGACUGGCUUCUAGAACCCCAUCAUUUCUGGCGGCAGUACGGCGGCCACCGAGGCCAGAUGCACAAGGUCGUGUUCGAUUAUGCUGUCGAACUCGGCGUCGAGUUUCUUCUCGGGGAACGCGUCGUGCAGUACAUUGACGGCGAGAAGCCGAGCGUCGUCACCGCGUCCGGAAAGACGCACGUCGCCGAUGUCGUGGUGGCGGCGGACGGACCCCGGUCGGUUGCGCGCCAACAAGUCCUUGGCCUCCCAGAUACCAAAGUCAACAGUGGAUAUGCCAUCUUUCGCGCGCAGUAUAGCUUGACCGAGGAACACAAGAAGAACCAGUAUCUCGCGCCAUUCUGCGACCCAACAACAGAUAUGACAAAGUUGUGGAUUACAAAGGAUCUACACAUGGACACGGAAGACAUUGGCGAAUCCUGGUCCUUCCCUGGAAAGAAGGACGAUGUUCUAGCCUGUCUGAUAGAUGGUGGAUUUGAACAAAAGUUAAUCGAGGUCGUCAAGGCGACGCCCGAGCAUAAGCUUGUUGAUUACAAACUUGUAUGGCGUGACCCUAUCAAGACCUGGUUGAGCCCAUCAGCUCGCAUCACUUUGAUGGGUGACGCUGCUCACUGCCACUUGCCCACCUCGGCGCAGGGUGGCGCUCAGGCAAUGGAGGACGGAGUAGCCCUAGCUGUGUCGCUGGACCGGGCCAAGGGAGACGUACCUUUAGCUCUUCGGGUCUUUGAAAGGAUCCGCUUCAACCGCUCGCACGUUACACACAUGGCGUCGAUCUCUGUGAGGGAUGGAUAUCACAAUGCCGACUUUGAUGGCGAGGAAAUCAAGAAGAACCCCCAGGUGCUCAACCUUCCACGUCCCGAGUGGGUCAUUGAAUACGAUAUCACGAGCCAGUCUGAGAAGCACUUCGACCACUUAGCAGCUGAUGUCAGGAGUUACAAGCCAGGCUCCAUCGAGGAGCUAGCUCUGCCUGCAGGAGGCGACUACAAUGUAGAAAGUCGCAAGGUAGGAAAGGACAAAAUAGCUGUUCGCUAA
Parascedosporium putredinis is the source of this 2436-nucleotide messenger RNA. Lineage: Eukaryota; Fungi; Ascomycota; Sordariomycetes; Microascales; Microascaceae. The record is from the annotation of a GenBank genome assembly.